This is a messenger RNA of Exophiala aquamarina CBS 119918, 837 nucleotides long. RefSeq lists its product as uncharacterized. Bases 1 to 837 code for a protein of 278 amino acids. The transcript is spliced from 2 exons. NCBI's taxonomy places the organism in Eukaryota, Fungi, Ascomycota, Eurotiomycetes, Chaetothyriales, Herpotrichiellaceae. The record is from RefSeq and is a predicted model, not a curated record.
AUGCACUUAGGAUCGAUGAGAGAUUUCAAAAUUGGCUCCUCUUUGUUAUGGAGUUGCACAGCGCCUGCGAGGAGCAGGCUUCUUCUACCGGAGAACAGCUUUUGCUCCGCUACGAUCAAUGCAGUGGCCGAGAAAACUCGCCUCGACUACACCAAACUGGCGGUGGAUAGCGCCAAAGAUGCUACAGACACCUUGAAGAAAGAACUUGAUGUUACUUCCAGCGCAUUCCAAAAGGCAGCAAGUGAUUUUCCUGACGGAUGGGACCUAAUUGGCCAGCAAAUUGUCGCUGGACUUGCAGACACAUUCAAUCAAGUUGUUUCUAAAGCUGUCCCACUCCUGAUGGCAUCAAUGUCUCCCAUGGGAAAGCUUGACUUUCUUACAGGUGAGCUUGGCGAAACCGCCACAGGGCUGCGAUCGGCCAUUGAGGGAAAUGGUUCUACUAGCAACUCCGAUCCCAAGAACAACAAUAUGGCUCCUCGACCACGACAACAUCCAACUACUCCUGGAACCCCUUUCAUGACGGACCCAGCUUAUUCGCAGGUCAAUAAGGACAUCACGUUUUUUGAAAUGCUUCAAGUCCUGUUGACCUCCGGGAAGGAGGGAGGCGUCAAUUGGGAGAAGGCAAAGGGCGACGUGAACAAUGCGAGAAGUUCAGCUGGUUUUCUGAAAUCUAUGUUGAAUCAUUCCAAGGAGUCAUUCUCAAAGCUUGCCACCACGAGCGAGACUAGUUCGACAUAUCACGGGAUUCUGAAUGAUAUGGCCAAGGUAACCGAGAACUUUUCCCGAAACAAAGAAUCAAUGAUGCUCACUUCGUUAGAUUACUAUCGAGCUAAAUGA